This is a messenger RNA of Lactuca virosa, 612 nucleotides long. Lineage: Eukaryota; Viridiplantae; Streptophyta; Magnoliopsida; Asterales; Asteraceae. The record is from the annotation of a GenBank genome assembly.
AUGCAACAGGCUGAUUCAGAAUCACUUGUUUUGGUCUGCGGUGGUGGAGAUGCUCAGAUGGCGGUGGCGGUGGCGGUGGUGAUCGGAAGAUUGCUUGCGAGACGUUGGCGGAUGGACAUGGAUACGCGCCGGAAGAUCUGGAUAUUCCACACAGCAUGCCACUCGAAUUUGAACUCGCAGAGGUAUUCAAUGACCUUGAAAUCAAAACCUGCGAUUAUUGGAUUACCGAAGACGCAGAAGAUGACUUACGUUGAAUCCAAGCUUAGGCAGUGUAAACCGGCUAACAUACGGCUAUUUCCGAAGCGGUCGAAUUCAGUCGGAAAGGCUCCGACGACGGUUCUGGUGACGGAGCCGUCUUCGCCGAAGGUUUCGUGUACUGGGAGAGUUAGAUCGAGGAGGUGCCGCAGCCGUAGGAAGUCAUCUGCACAAGCGAAUCAACCGGAGAAGUCUGCUAGUCAACGAUCAGGAACAAGUAGACCACACAAAGCUGGCUUUAUGUCUCGUAUAACGUCGUUAUUCCGUUCUGAAGGUCACCGCCGGAAGAAAAAAGGUAAAUCCUCAGAAAAGUCAAAGAACCUGCAGAAAAUUCCGUUUCAAGAAAGAUUUACGUGA